Messenger RNA from Zymoseptoria tritici IPO323, 713 nucleotides. RefSeq lists its product as uncharacterized. Lineage: Eukaryota; Fungi; Ascomycota; Dothideomycetes; Mycosphaerellales; Mycosphaerellaceae. The transcript has a single exon. Gene Ontology annotation, molecular function: RNA polymerase II cis-regulatory region sequence-specific DNA binding; DNA-binding transcription factor activity, RNA polymerase II-specific. The coding region runs from base 51 to 455 and encodes 134 amino acids. Gene Ontology annotation, biological process: regulation of transcription by RNA polymerase II; cell differentiation. The record is from RefSeq and is a predicted model, not a curated record.
GUGGUUUGCCAGGGGAGGAACUUGCGCUGCACCGAGAUCCAGCGCAGAGUAUGCAUCACAAUCAGCCUUCGAACAUGGACGACCUGCCGAUGGCUCGACAGAAACGCAAGAGGACAAGUCCCGAAAGGCAGAGACUCUCAGAAGCUACGUACAACCGUGAUCGACUCCCCGACAAAGCAGCUCGACUUAAGAUGGUUAAGGCAAUUGCUCUCGGCGAUAAGGAAGUCCAGAUCUGGUUCCAGAACAGACGGCAAAGCCCCCGCAGGAAAUCGAGACCACUUCUCCCACAGGAGAUUUCGCAGUCCCUGAUGACCCGGGAUUCGAACGAAACGCAGCAACAGCGAGUCUGGGCGCCAAAGGACUGGCCCAGUAUAGGAGCAGCAUCGACGUCGAAAGGUCGCAUGACAUCUGCCUGGAGUCCUUCAGGCUCUCAAGUGGUGUACUGCCAUGAAUGAUGUUCUCCAGUGGCAGGCGGCCAGAGCUGGCGAUCUCACAAGCCCUAUCGCUGAACAAUGAGAGGCAGUGCUGCCGAGUCCCAAUGCAAAUCUUCAGACCUGCUAUCCCUCGCACAUCCUUGCCCAGUCGGUAUGCCGAUCAAGCCGCAUAUCUGAUUGUCGCCGAGGAGACCUUCUUCUUCAUCCAAACCCAUGGAGAUCCCCGUCAAGAACAGAUCACUCACAUCUGGUAAAAUGCCGACAUUGCGGACUUCGCGG